AUGACCUCCUCUACAGAUGCCACGCAGCUUCCCCCCGCAGUACAUGUAGCCGAGCGCCAGUCAAACUUCGAACAAGCCGUCGCCUAUGCCCUCCAUCUUUGGCCCGCCCUUGCACUUGCUGUUGAGAACAAUUGGGGAGGCCCCGAUUCAGGAGAUAAGCGUGACUGGUUUGCCGGCGCUAUUGUCGACCUGUUUUCCGAAUUCAGCGACUCGCCGCAGACCAACGCCAUCGACGAACCCGAUCUGGAGGACGUUGAGACUGUCUUGUUGCAGGUCAUGAUGGACGAGUUCGAGGUCAACGUUGAUGAUGAUUCGAGCACAGAGGUCGCCGGUAAUAUCGUGCGAGCGAGAGCGCAAUGUGCGAUUGGCCAGUUCGACGAAGUGAACAAGUUGGGUCAGCGGUUUCAGAACCUCAAGGGCAACAAGGUAGACCAACUGUUCCAGAAGGCUGAAGAUGCCGACCAAGAUACCGACUGGGAAUCAGACCAUGACGAAGAAGAUGACGAUGAUGACGCUGGUGACGUUGACAUGGAUGACGCACCUGCGCUCCCUUCGGCACCCAAGGAAAAGCCAGCUCCAGAAGUCGACGAGGAUGGUUUCACAAAAGUUACGCACAAGAAGAAAUAA
Messenger RNA from Metarhizium album ARSEF 1941, 627 nucleotides. RefSeq names its product Pre-rRNA-processing protein TSR2. The transcript is spliced from 2 exons. The record is from RefSeq and is a predicted model, not a curated record. Gene Ontology annotation, cellular component: nucleus. Bases 1 to 627 code for a protein of 208 amino acids. Gene Ontology annotation, biological process: maturation of SSU-rRNA from tricistronic rRNA transcript (SSU-rRNA, 5.8S rRNA, LSU-rRNA). Lineage: Eukaryota; Fungi; Ascomycota; Sordariomycetes; Hypocreales; Clavicipitaceae.